Molecule: messenger RNA, 1278 nt
Organism: Oldenlandia corymbosa var. corymbosa
Lineage: Eukaryota; Viridiplantae; Streptophyta; Magnoliopsida; Gentianales; Rubiaceae
Source: the annotation of a GenBank genome assembly
AUGUUGCCAACUUUCGGUUUCCCCAAGAUGACUGCGUUCUUCUUCAUCUUGUUUCUUGCCUCUUUUGAAGCAAAAUUGGCCUUGCAAAGGAAUAAGACGGGUGAAAUUUCGGACCAUUUCAUCAGUAUUAAUAAUGAUGAUGAUAAAUUUCAUGCAACAACGCACUACACGUUUUUCCCGAACAAACCCAGAUGGAACCGAACAUCUCCCAUAAAACUAAAUUACACUUUCUUACCAGACCACAUGAUUAAGAACUUGAGUCUAGCGGAUAUUCGGCUUGCAUUCCAACGGGCCUUUAGAUGUUGGGCUGCGGUGAUUCCGAUGACAUUCAUAGAAACAGUUGAUGCAAUUCAUGCGGACAUCAAGAUUGGAUUUUAUUUCGGAGAUCAUGGCGAUGGAUCUCCGUUUGAUGGGCCGAUGGGAGCAGCGGCCCACUCUUUCCCCCCCGAAUAUGGGUUUCUCCAUCUCGACGGAGCUGAGCGUUGGGUCGUUGAUAAAGAUAAACUGAAAAUGGAAAAUUCAGUAGAUUUAGAAUCAGUAGCUGUCCAUGAAAUUGGGCACGUGCUAGGGUUAGAACAUUCUACAGUGAAGAAUGCAGUUAUGUACCCUUAUACGCCAACUCAGAAGCAAAAGGUGGAUCUUUCCAAAGAUGACGUAGAUGGAAUACAACAGUUAUACGGAGCGAACCCUAAUUUCAAACCCGGCCCUAAUUGGGAGAGUUCGAGUUGGAAGAAAAAAAUUGGAGUUUUUGCACCACUUGUUGAAAGUGAAGACAACAUAAACUGGCUAGCCAAACUUACGUAUGAAUAUGAAAGCACAACCAGAUUAAUGGACCAGAGGUCCCGAUACCCGGUUUUUGAAACAGGCCCGGUUUUGAAAAACUGGCUUGAGGUAAACAGCAGACCUGAACUUUUGGGGGCUGUCCGAUCUGAGAGACUGGCCGGUUCUGUGGAGGAGUCAAAGGCGUCCUUGGAUCGACGCCGGAUCUUCGGGGUCGCCAUUAGCAGACAUCGGCGGCCGAUGGAGUGUUGGUCGUCGGUAGUCCUUGUGGAAGGAACGGAGAAGCGGCAAGGCAUCAGAGGAGCAAAAACUUCCGGCCAACAAUCAAAUCUGAAGCAAAGGCUUCAGACAGAUCCGACCAUCGGUGCACGAAAGGACACCGUUGGGGGAACCUUCAGAUCUAAAGCAAACGUUAGAUCUGCACCCGUCCACAAGGGUGGUGGGGUGUGGCGGCAGCGGCGUAUUUCUGGCCGGCGACAGGAGGCUGUAAGACUCUAA